Harpia harpyja (harpy eagle) is the source of this 1623-nucleotide messenger RNA. It is a transcript of the gene WDR13, whose product is annotated as WD repeat domain 13. Gene Ontology annotation, molecular function: promoter-specific chromatin binding; protein binding. Lineage: Eukaryota; Metazoa; Chordata; Aves; Accipitriformes; Accipitridae. Gene Ontology annotation, cellular component: nucleus. The record is from RefSeq and is a predicted model, not a curated record.
CCAUUUUGGCGUGGGGAGGUGGCCGCCAUUUUGGGAAGGGCGGGGAGAAGGCGGCCGGUACCGACCGUCCCGCCCCGUCCCCGACCCUGCCGGGGAGCCGGCGGGUAGACGGAGGUGGAGCGGGACGGACAGGGCCCCCCCGGGGCGGCCGCUGCCGCCGCCAUGGCCGCCGUCUGGCAGCAGGUACUCGCCGUGGAUGCCAGGUACGCAGCCUACCGCACGCCCCGCUGGCCCCAGUUCCGGACGCAGUACGUGCGGCGGCGCAGCCAGCUGCUGCGGGAGCAAGCGCAGGGAGGGACGCUGGAAGGUGGCACCCGGCGCUGGUACCUGCGGAUACGCACCCGGCUGCUGGCCCAGCGCUACGGGGCCCUCUCCGAGCAGAGCAGCUGCCGGGCACACAGUAGCAGCGCCCUUCGUGCCAGCCGCACCACCCUCGACCGCAUGGAGGACUUCGAGGAGGACCCGCGGGUGGCCCGGGGACACCGGCGCUCCCUCAGCCGUGGCUCCCACCCCGGGGUCCCCCGCGGGACCACCGACGAGCGCCCCCCCGGAGUGGUACCGACGCCACUGGCAGAGGCGAGCCGCGCCAUGGCCGGGGACACGACGCUGAGCGAGAACUACGCCUUUGCCGGCGUCUACCACGUCUUCGACCAGCACACCGACAGCGCCGUGCCGAAGGUGCAGUUCGCACACGACGACCGGCACCUGCUGGCCUGCUGCUCGCUGGACGGCACCAUUUCGGUUUGCCGGCUGGCGCCGGGGCCGCCGGCGGUGCUGCGGGUGCUGCGGGGCCACGGGGGCGGCGUGGCCGAUUUCGCCUGGUCCCUCUCCAACGACGUCCUGGUCUCGGCCUCCCUGGACGGCACCCUGCGGCUCUGGGCCCCCGCCGACGGGCGCUGCAUCCGCCGCGUGCCCGACCCCGACGGCGCUGCCCUGCUCUGCUGCGCCUUCCAGCCGCUCAACAACAACCUCACCGUGGUGGGCAGCGCCCGGCACAUGGUGCGGGUGGUGAACAUCUCGACGGGGAAAGCGGCGCGGGGCGGGGCGGGGCGGCUGCCCGGCCGGGUGCUGGCGCUCUGUUUCGAUUCCCCCGGCCGCGUCCUUUGGGCCGGCGACGACCGCGGCUCCGUCUCCUCUUUCCUCUGCGAUCCCGGCACCGGACGGCUAACGAAGGCCUCGCGGGUGGUGGUGCAGGCGGGCGGCUCCAUCACCUCGCUCUCGGCGCGAGCCUGGGCCAGCCGCGAGGCGCCCGACCCUUCCCUGCUGGUCAACGCCUGCCCCGACCGCCUGCUGCUUUUCCGGGUGGUGGAGGAGGAGGGGCAGGGGCGCCGGGGCUGCGGGCUGCGGCGCAGCUUCCCCACGCGGCACCGGGAGCAACCCCUGCGCAGCUGUUUCUGCCCCCCUCAUGUCGUUCCGGCAAGGCGCUCUGCGUGGGUACUGACGGGCAGCGAGGACGCCUGCGUGCAUUUCUUCGACGUGGGGCGGGCGGCGCGGGCCACCGUCAACACGCUGCAAGGCCACGGCGGGGCGGUGCUGGCCGUCGCCUUCAACUGCGACGAGAGCCUGCUGGCCUCCAGCGACGCCGCCGGCACCGUCAUCGUCUGGCGCCGCCAGCACGCCUGA